CACACACACACACACACACACACACACACACGGAGGCAUCUCUGCUUUUUCCUUGUUGUUCAGCUCUGAGCUCCUUCAUCCGUCUCGUCUGUGGCUCGGUCGCUCCAGCAGCAUCUGGGACUUAUUGUGUCUCUCUGAGGAGCUCCCUGGUGUCUCCUGGUGUCUCCUGGUGUCUCCUGGUGUCUCCUGGUGUCUCGCUGUGACCGCCAGCCCUCUCGCUGCCGGACUAUGCCCCCCUCGGCCAGCUGAGGAGGGGGCACCGCUCGGGCUGCCGUCUGGACAGGGCUUGGGCUUGAGACUGAGCAGGAGACGGUUCGGUUAUUGCUGAAGAUGCAAGCUUCAACUGACUCGCCUGUGACCAACACUACCUCCAACACAACCGCCGUCACCAAGACCAGAGAACAAAUACUCAUCCAGAGUUCUGGGGCGAUGAUCGCCGUCAUCGUCAUCGGCAUCAUCAUCAUUCUCGCCAUUCUGCUGAUCAUUCUGAAGACGUACAACAGGCGGACACAUGCGUCCAGAGUCCUGGGAGCCAGGGGGGGCUCCAAACCUCGUCCUAAGAUGUCUCAGUCCACCGUCCACAGCAACAUGCCGCUGACCCCCGUGGGAGUCAGCUCAGUGUCUGGCAGCAUGACCAACUCCAACCCGGCCUCAGAGAACGGCUUCCAGCUGCCCAGAGCGGAGCUCAGCAGUGUGGAGGGGAACCACAUAGAGCAGUUCAGCACCACCAGCGGCUCCACCGUGGUCACCAUACACGACAGCCACACGUCGUUAGGGAACACAUAGCACCAGGACUGGGUCGGUCUCCAAACCAGCAUUGACUGAUGUGUUGUCCUGACCACAUACUGUGCUGACUGAAUCCUGUGGAAAAUCAAUGCAUGACGUUCGUGUUGUCGCCGUCAAUCUCCACCAACUGAGCCACUGCCUGUGACGACACGAAUACCCAGACGUCCCUCUGCUGUACGAAGACAGAACAAAGACACUCACAGUGGAUAUCAUGAAGGAUGUGAUCGCAAAAACUGAAUGUUCCUGCUGAAGAAUCGCUUUUUGGCUAAAGUCAGUGUUCAGAGAAUGAAUGUCACAGCUGUUUGUUUUGCUGACUGAUGUCGCGUCACUACUAACAUCAUGAAGAAAUGUGUAGUAAAGACUGUAACUGUGUACAUUUCUGUAGUUAAGAAAACCGUGUAGGUUUGUAGGUAAACGUAGGAUAAAACUUAGAGAAGAGAAAGAUGAUAUGAAAAGGAUAAAUCAGUUUAUAACGGAUUCCAAUGUGACUGAGAAAAUAUGUUUAUAUUGCAGAUGUACUUGGACCAGUUCUAUUCCUGACUUAAUCUGGUUUAUGUUGAAUCAUCCUCUUUGUUUUCGCUUAGAUUAGCUUGUAAACAUCUACAAAAUCUUUUUUUAACCACAUGAUGAAGAUAUUUUGUGAUCCUGUCAGCCCGACUCGCUGAUGUGAACCUUUUUAAUUUGACACCAAAGUAUUUUGCACUUUAUUCCUGUUGCUCUCUGUGUUGUUUGUGGCUCUUUAUUAAAUUAAAAACAAUAUUUCUAAUUGUGGAUCACGUGUGUGGUAAAAACUAAGUCAUUUGCACAGAAGACCCGAUGCUGUGAUCCCGGGGGAAGCUUUAGUGAGUUACUGCGCCCUCUGCUGGCCACUUCCCGUCACACAAGGCUGAGAGACCUCAAAGCUGCAUUCAAGACGACAACAGUUGGUUGCAAAUUGUUGCACUUUAUGAAUAUAACCGUUGGAAUAAAAUAGUCCGGUGCCUGCA
Molecule: messenger RNA, 1772 nt
Organism: Stegastes partitus (bicolor damselfish)
Lineage: Eukaryota; Metazoa; Chordata; Actinopteri; Pomacentridae
Gene: ncmap
Product: non-compact myelin associated protein
Exons: 4
Coding region: 331-786 (151 amino acids)
Biological process (GO): regulation of myelination
Cellular component (GO): paranode region of axon; Schmidt-Lanterman incisure; plasma membrane
Molecular function (GO): structural constituent of myelin sheath
Source: RefSeq, a predicted model, not a curated record